Molecule: messenger RNA, 2517 nt
Organism: Lates calcarifer (barramundi perch)
Lineage: Eukaryota; Metazoa; Chordata; Actinopteri; Centropomidae
Exons: 3
Coding region: 163-963 (266 amino acids)
Biological process (GO): cell adhesion
Molecular function (GO): integrin binding
Source: RefSeq, a predicted model, not a curated record
UCAAUUUACCAACCUCGAAUAUGCGUCUGUAUAAAAACAGGAUGUGUGGUAUCGUAGCAGUGUUGUUCUGCAGUAGAAAAAGAGAAGAAGAGGAAUGACCAGUUUGAGUUGAAAUAUUUGAUGAUUUUUAAAUUGUGACUCUGAAGAGAAUAAUUAGGAACAAUGUUUUUCAUCCUUCUGGUUGUUUCUUUGAUGAGUUUUCUGCAUGACUUCCAUGUCUCCAGUUGUGAUGAAAACUGUGCAGAUAAACCUGUGUUCACACCGUCCAGACUGGUAGUGAAACAUGGUGACCCAACCUCUGCCACCUGCUCUGUAAAAGAUGUUUAUGAGAUUUUUAAUUUGGAAAGAUCUCUGGGAGACCUUAAAACAAAUGGAACAGAAAUUUUAUGGAAGGUUGAAAAAAUGACUGAAUGGGACCCAUUUGUCAUGUGCUAUUAUGAACUUGCUGAUCACCAGUGUUGCAGCAAGCUGCCUUUAACUGUGUAUAAGCCUCCAGACAAUGUGUCCAUCAGCUUUAGGAAUCACUCUGGACCGUUGUUAGAGGGUCAUCAGUACACUCUGCAGUGUGAAGUACACAACGUUGCUCCUGUUGAAAACCUCAUUGUGACCUUCUACAGAGGACAGACAGCAGUGGGUCAACUACAGUCCAACAACACAGGGAAGAAACCAGUGACUGAGAUCUUCACUCUGAACAUCAACACCAGAAAAGAAGAUGAUGGAGUCCAGUACAGGUGUGAAGCCAAACUGCAACUGGGACCUGAAGGACCACAGCCCCCUAUAGUGCUGUCAUCACAUCAACGUAUCCGUGCCACUGUCCUCUGUGAGUCUGACAGCAAACAAACACACACCUCAGUUUUCAGCCAAGAAGUAAAACUUUUCAUAUGUAUGACUCCCAGUACCAGUUCCACACCGACUCCCAGCUUCAGUAUGUGCUUCAUGUUUUUAUUAUUCUCUCUGGUUUGAGUUCAUUCACACAGUUAUUAAAAGGCAGUUUGUUUUCAGAGCUGUAACAUUAUAAAUAGCCACCAUCUUCUGUAUAGCUUAAUCUGCUCUUCAAAUGAAAAGACUUCCUGUUCCUGUGUAUGAGUAGUUUUCACAAUGCAGCACUAAUUUUCAACCACUAGAGUGCUAUAGUGUGUCGUUUAUAACAUGAGCAAUGGUUUAAAUAACAGUAAUGGCUUUUAUACAUGGAUAUUCACAGAAAUUAUAUAUUUUCCAUGAUUCCUGUUCAAGUAGACCAACAGUUACUUGAAAUAAAAAUACAAAGUCUCAGUGAAGUCACUCCAGAUCACAGUAUUAGUAUAUCUAAUCUACACAUACAGUACAUUAUUUUUCAAGCUUGUUUCCUCAUUACCACAAACUAUCACAGACUCUCACAACAAAUGUCCCAUUUGAAGACUGUACAACAUUGCAUUUGAAAAUAAUGUUUUUCCAUUUUGUAUUUUUGUUUUUGUCUUUGAUGAGAUUUCUGUGAAGGUUCUAUGCAUGCUUCAUAUCUUUCUCAGUCUCCUGCUAACUUUGCUGCACCUUUUAGGCUGGGAGAAACUACACCUUUAUCAUUCUUACUGGUACAAUAUCCAGUGACCUUAUGUAAUAACCAACAUAUAGCUCACCCACCUUCUACCUGUACAGAGGUCUAACCAGCCAGGAUAGUGGUCCAUGCCAAUACUAACACAUGAAAGCACAUUCACAAGCCUACAGGAAGCAGACAAGAAAACCACACACUUCACUUUGAAGCCAAGUGUUUCUCACAGUUCACCACAGCCUGUUUGUUGGUACUGCACCUUUAAGAUGGUUUUAGGACCAAUAAUAAUAAACAGAUGUGAGGAAGUUCGAGCUGAUAACUUGUUGGAUUCAGUUUGAAUCAUACUGUUCAUGUCAAAACAUGCAUUUGAAGCAGAAGCUCCACAGAUUAUUAUCAUUUAAUACUCACAAAUUGUUUGCCUCAAUGGGUUUUAUCCUUAAAAAUAUUUUCAGACAGAAACCAUCAAAGUAAUAACAUCUUUUCAUGUACAGUAGACCUUUAUGUUUCUAGAUAACUUGGUUGCUUUGUUAAUUGCAUUACUCCUCUCAGAUCAUCUGAUUGUAACUGUAAUACUUCAUGGUUGAUCCUAUUUACUUAUUUGUGAUCUUAACAGGCAUUGAACACUGAGAAUUUCAUGGCAGACAUUUUCACCUGCCACAACAGGCAGAACACGUGUAACUAACAUUGAUGAUGGCUCACUUCAUUAUUAUUCAUUAUUUUUCUUACAAUUAACACAAAGUGUUAAAUUGAAGUAUUAGUUGUAGAAUCAUAUUUGUCAUUUAUGGAUUCUUUCUAUAACUUGAAUGGAGAUGUUUUCUCCUUUGACUUUUGACCUACAUUUUUCUGGUUUCUGCUUCUUGAUUUCUUGACUAUGUGGACAUGGUUUUGUAUCAGGUCUUCCUUAAAUUGGCCUUAAGAUGAUUUGUAACUCCUGUCCUAGUAUAGGCUGUUAUUGAAAUGCAUUUAAACUAAAUAAAUUGCUUUAUUUUAAA